AUGUCCAUCUUACUGCAAGAAUCGUCAGGUGGCAACGGCGGAACUAGCUCGAGCGCCACUGCCUCUUCCUCGACACCCAUCGACAGCGGCGACCUGACGCCGGCCGUCGACCCAUCGUCCAAAGAUGGAAGCGCCGGAGAGUGCAAACGAUACGGAAUCAGCUGGAAACGGUGCCUGGAGCUGCUCGCACAGAAAACGGUGAUCGAUAGUUGUUUCUGUGGCUGCGUCCCGAUCGUGUCGCCCGAAGAGGCCAGCACCGGGGGACAGAUUUGCGAGGCGGAACCGCACGACAAACACCUGUUCCCCGUCAGAUGCUGUUGCCGCGGGUGUCUGGUAUCGCGCGAAAUGGUAAUGCAACUCUACGCCGAGGACUGCCAGUACAAUUCGCUGUGGGAACGGUUGCAGCUACUGAUGAAGCAAUACUACGAUCUGAUACCGGAAUCGGAGGACAACGCACUCUACAACCUCUACAUGGAGCUGAUGGCGAAGUCGUCGCUGAAGUGGCUGACGGAUGCACGGUUCAACUCCAAGAAUAUGAUCCAGGUUUCGCUCGCGUCGAAUCUGCCGCUCUCGAACGAGAUGACCUUCGUAAUGCUAUCGACCGUACUAAGUACCCGCGAUCCUCACCAGCUGCUGGAGCUGCUGUGCUUUCAGCUGCGCUCGAUUGUCCAAGCGUACUGCGUCGGGUUCGAGGAGCUAACGAGCGUGACGGACGAUGGCCGGCGCUACUUCAAUCCACCCGACGUGCUGAACUACAUUCUCGAUGGGUACGAGAAGCUGUGCCAGGCGGCACACACCGUGGCCCCACUGUUGAUGGUACUGGAGCAGUGCCACCUGGGGAAGUUCGAACUUAACUGGCGGCUUAUCAAUCAGCGGAUUUUUCAGCGCUACUUUUACUUCGAAGUGAACGACGUCGUGUCGGAUUGCAUCAAAAGGCUGCGCGAGUUGCCGGAGCGCGAGCGCGAUCGCGAACUGGUCGACCGGUUCGCACUGUUUGACGAAGAAAUGCGAAUCGUUACUCAGGAAUGGAGCGACACGUGGCAACUGCUGCACAACUACCACAAGGCUCCGGAGGAUUGCGAGCGCCGGAAGCGUAUCAACUCGGUCUACGCCGUGCUCACGGAUAUCCGCGAGUCGAACUUUGUACCGCAAUCGGAGAAACUGUUCGAGAACCCGGAGCGACCGAUGGCCGAGUGGUUGGAGCUGGAGGAUCGGUCACUGGUCUGGGAGUACGUGGUGCACUGCCUCAAGACGAAAUGGGUGCCGUGUAUGAGUUCGCGUCUAACGACGGUUACGCCCGGCCUGAAGUGUCGCACGUGCUUUCGAAUGUUUUACGCACACGCCAUCAAAUGUCAAUGCCAAACGUGCAUCAUUGGCGGUGGAGUUAAUGUCGUGAAAUUGAAAAAGGAUCAGUUUUGUCCCCGCUGUUCGUGCCUCAAGUCGAUACUGGAGAAACAGCACAGUUUAAAGUACCUAUCCGUUUGCGAGAAUAUCGAGGGCGUAAUGAUUAACGGCCACCCGGGAGCGAAAAGGCAUGUUGCAUCGUUAAAUGGUGUCGCAGCACUGGAGAAUGGAUUGGACGAGGUGAUGCAACCGCCGGAUUUGCUCCUGGGAGAAACCCAGGAUAUCGGCCAGACCGAAUUCGAUGCCGUGUGUAAGACGGUGGUUGCGCUGGGCAACGAUCAACCAGUGUACCACAUCGCUUGGGCCACUUUCAAGCAUCUGCGUGAUCGUGUUCCGUACGCAUCGGCCACCCUCGAACCGUUCCGUGUGUGUGCGUUCCGGGCCGAUCCGUGUCCGAGGGUAGCGUGCCGUGUAGCCAUCCAGAUGCUUGGCAUGCAAUAUCCCGUGAACCUCACGAACCUGUUGCUCAAGUCGUACGAACCGCUCGCCGAUGAGGGACACCGUGUAAUGGCAGCCAACUGGAACGUCCAGGCACGCCACUUUCUGCGCAAGCUGUGCGACGAUAUCAGCAAACGGCCAAAAAUCGAACCGGACGAUCAGAUGUAUCCGCUCGUGAUAGUCGAUAUGCUGUGGGCAUCCACGUCGCAGGCCACUUCUCCGAGCCUCUCGAGCGCUCGCGCCUCCGAGCUGGCCGAGUGGUUCGCGUACGACACGGAGCUACCGGCACCCAACGUGCUCUAUCAGUAUUUUACGAAGUUUUUUUCUGUAAAGAACGGCGACAUUGAACUCGAUACGCAGUGCUUCCUGGGCGAGCGCGCAAUGCGACAACGCGGAAGGAUCAUGUCGCGCCGGUUGCGUGAAACGGUGCUACAGAAGCUUCACCUGAAGUCAACCGCUCUUCUCACAUCUUGCCCGUCCAGCCUUCUGUUGACUGCUGCUUCCCCUUCGCCCUCGCCAUCGCUGGAGCCCUCGGAAGCUUCGUCUCGGCCGAACCGAUCGACCAACGCGGCGGCCCAAAUGUGCUCAUUGUCCAUGCUUUCGGCUGCCUGCUCAACGGAAGCCGCAGCCAGCACCGUUGUCACUUCGUUGUUCGAACAAAUGGCAGUGACGGCGGCCGCCGCCUGUUCGUUCAUUGAGCCCCUCACAAGGCUAAAGAUGGACAGUGAAACGCAGACGCAGACGUGCCAGAGUUGCAACCAGUGCUUGGACGAUGUCAUUUCGAAGACGGACCUUUUGGACAAACAACGCAACGAUCACAAACUGUACAUCAAGGGAGUGGCGGAGCUGCUGAAGGAUGGCCUGGGAAUGCCGACUCCGAGGAGCGAAGUCGCCAAAGCCAUCAUGAACGUAGCCCGAUUGGAUUUGGAACCGAAAAGCAAAAAGGAGGAAACGACACCUUUGGUGACGAAUGGCACAGAGUGCAGCACUGAAACGGAGAACCUAGCGGUAAGGCCUGUCUCCAGUGCCACCACCGCGGCCGAAUCAACGGAGCCUGCGUCACGGAGCCUAGUGACUAGUGAGAGAGCAGCGAACGGUGCGACACCACUGCCAACAAGAGAACCGCAACAGGUUCCGGCUUCACAGGCCACGCCGUCAAACAGUCAGUGUCGCCCAGCGGUUCUGCCAUCGGCAUCGAAAUCGAUGCUCAAUGAAACCUUAGCGACGGCUAAUGGAACGAAACAACCGGACGUCCCAGUGUGCUGCCAUCAGAAAGAUGGUAACAAAUGUACCGCGGGAGGCAGCACCGGUACACCGACCAACAAGCCCAUCAAGCCGGAUCUUCAGACGCCGGCAAAGCUUUCGGCCUUUGCGAAGAUGGCAGCUAACAAACUACCGACCGCCGCCAACCAAGGACCGCCAAAGCCCGUUCCCAACACCAGCAGCCCCAGCAGCAGUAGCGGCGUCGUUUCGACAGCCGCAACGAGUCAGUCGCCAGCCGUUUCAACGCAAACGCCCCAGCACCACGGGAAACAGUGUCCCUGUGGUAUUCCUUCGCAUGCGCCUGGCCCUGCCCACUGGCCAGCUGCCACGGGCGGCUCGUCUUCCAAGGUGACAGCCUCUUUGCCUAAGCCAGUGCCGGGAGGAACGCCGGGAGCCGUACCAGGAGCAGCACCACCAGGAGCAGCACCCGUUCAUCAGUAUCAGCCACACUCGAAGGAUGAUCACAAACCGGGGCGUCCCUGUCACCGGGCGCCCAACAACGGCAGCAGCACCGGCGGAGACAAAGUGGACGGAUCAUGUGUUUGCUACUAUUGCACACUGUUCGGGCAGAGUGUAUGUUUAGAAUGCAAUCACAACCAGAGGACAAACGAAACGCGCGAUAGGUUGCGAAAGAAGGUUAAGCAAUUGCAAAGCAGCAAAGAGCAAUUCCAGAAGCAACAAACGGCGCUUCAGUCAGUGGACCAGUCGAGCACGGGGUUGAAAAACGAGAAAGUGGCGUUGGGAGCAGGAACUGCGAAGCCCGCAGCGACUAGUGGCAACACACCUUGCCCCCCAGCUGCAGCUACGGAGAAGGGACCGGUUGCGGGGCACGGUACCAAGGAUGCCACUGCUGCCCCGGGGCAUAAGGGGACGCCACAAAAGAGUGACAAAAAGUCGGCUAGUGCGAAAACUUCUGAGCCGUUCCAGUCGAUCGAAGACAUACUGCGCUUCAUCGAAGGCGAUGAUACGAAGGGUAAAAAACAGUCGGUGCCGGACGCGAAACCGGGAUCAGCGGCGACGGGUGAGAAGAAGGCGAAGAAAAAGCACAAGAAGCACGAGCAGAAAAUGAUUGCACAACUCGAGGACCUGCGAGAACAGUUCUACGCCUGCCAGAGGGAGGAACAGAAAGCUCUCAUGCAGUUCCAGACGAAGCUCAGCAAAAAGGAUCAAAAGCUGCUGCGGGACAACAUACAAGCGUUCCGGCUGCGAAUAAACGAGCUGCACGGCGAAAUCAACACACUCGUCGGCAGCAUACGGAGCAGCAUACCGGACUUUCCUUUCCGGUUAGACGCGUUCGCUGUUCCGUCGGGCACCACCUGGCAAGAGGCAGCGGCAGCGGCAGCGGCAACCGGUGCCCCGGAGCCACAGAGUACCGGUGCCGCGGCCGCUACCAUGCCACCGCUCGUACCGUCCAACAUGUGUCGAGCGACAUUCGCGAAGCUACAAGAAACGCUCAGUCUCAUACAGCAACAGAAGCAGCUUCAUCUGCAACAUUUGCAGCAGCAUCAGCAGAGUCAGCACGUGCUGAGACAACAGCACCGCCAAGCGCUGGAUCUGCAGCAGCUCAACGACGCCGCCACCCGGCAGAUGGUUACGAUCAAGCGCACGUUUCUUCCGCACGCCGAAGCACAGGUUACGGUCACGGCGAAGGGAGAGUCCCCCGACAUGGAUCAGGUGCUAUACACGUUCGUCAACGGGCAGCUCAUUCCCGCCGAAGCUGCCGCUGCAGCGUCUACCGACGGGACUGUACCGGCUCAGCACACCCACAACGGUCAGCUCAGAGUGUCCGACACAGGAGCUAAAACGAAGACCGGAAAUGGGGCUCGCAAGAUGGACCCGCUGGCGGAACUAAGCCAGCAGGAGCAGCGGCUGAUACAGCAGUACCUGGAGCAGUUGCAGCAGCAACCGUCGACGUCGAACACAACGGAAGAGCCUACGAAGCGGUCGUCACGAUCGAAGAAAAAGUUCACCCCAGCGGUGCCUGCGCCUGUAGCGGCUCAGCAGCAGCAGCAGCAAAACAUAUCAUGCAACGACCUCCUUCACGAGCGCAUAUUGCGCCAGAGUGUCGAGCUGAUGCAGAAUCUUCAGAUCGAUCGCAAAGGAGACACGGAGAUGCUAAUGCUCGCGAACAAAGUGAGAAAGAACUUGCUUGAAAUGCAGACGAACCCAAGCAAGACCGUGGACGACGACACUGCAGGUGAUGGUGACAUCCGGCGCGUCCCCGUGCUACCGCCGUCAGUCGUCAGUGGCGCAAGUGACAUGAAGAAACCUACACCAGCUACGGAAGCUAGCAGUAAGGCCACAUCGGAGCUACCAGCGGGAAAGAGUAAAAAGAAAAAGGAGCGCAAGAAGGACAAGUUGAUCGAUGAGAUCGACGAGAUUGUGGCACGGCUUAAUCUGCUGGACAGCGACGAAGAGGAAAGCAAACCGACGGGCGGUAAAGGCAAAAAGGCAAUCGAUGGUAGAGCGGGUGUUAAUCGAAAGCAGAGCAAAGAUUCCAUCGUAUCCGGUGGCAGCGGUGGUGGAGGUCGGGGACAGCAGGUCAAGGAAGCGACCAUUGCGAAGCCAACACAGGCCGCGGCUCACAAGGCAGCAAACGACCAGCCGGCGAAACAGAAUCAGCCUUCGGGCUCGACUAAGCGCCAGCGUUCGUCGGAAGCGGCGCAAAAGAAGCAGACUGAUGUGGGCGAAGGAUUGCGACCAUCGACGACCAAAGGGGCACGGGCAGCGUCGCUAGAGCUGAACAAAGCGGCGGCCAACAAGGAUCGCCCCAAGGAGCCCACUCCGCCGGUCGUUGUGGAGCCGCCAGCAGCCGCAGGAGCCGAAUCGAUCGCUCGCAAAAGGUUAAACAAAACUUUCAUCGAUCCGGAAUUCGACAACAACACCUUCCGAUUGCUCAAUUUGGACGAAUCCGAGUCUGAGGUUGAGGAGGUGCUUGAGAGCGUGGAAGCGACGGUGCCAGUGGUGGUCGAUACGGUUCCUGCCAUCGUAGUGCCACCGGCGUCGGCAAAGGAAACCGACAUCGAACCGACACCGAAAGUUGAAGAUGCAGCUGCGAAGAAGACGAAGAAAAAGCCGAAGGAUUCCACUCUUGCCACCACGCCCAAGCCGGCGACAAGUGUCGAGAGUGGCGAGAAGGAUAAGGGCAAACAGGGCCGCAAAAAGACGCCCAGUCAACCCGAAUCCAGCCUGCAGUCGAACCAACACGGGAAGGGGGAAGCAAAGGAUGACGCCGUCGGUCAGUCGGCGGCAUCGACAUCGACCGCGGAGGUAAGCAAAGCGAAGAAACUAACGCCGGCCCAGUCGAUGGUGGAGAAGAUCAGCGCGCUGCUCGACAGUCCCGGUCUGUCGAACCGGCAACGCAAGCAAAUGAUACGGCAGCUGGAACAGGCACAGGCCAUCAUUCAGUCGCAGUUGCUACAGAACAGCGCCAAGACGGCCAAGGCGAAACUUGCACAACAACAACAGCAGCAGCAACAGCAGACAAUGCAGGCUUCUUCCGGUAGGCAGGAUCGGUCCCUCAACCCGAAACAAAACACUCCGAAUGCUGGCAAACCAUCGAAGGAAGUUUUCACGGCGGCGGGGGUCCCGAAAGGCUCGAAGAAUCAGGUCAGCGGUUCGCCCGUGACAAUGGGGAGCGGUAUCAGUGUCAACAGCAACAACAACAACAACAACAAUUUAAUGGAUCAGCUGAGUCGAGGUGUUCGUGUGGAGGGCUUGAAUCUACCACCGGGCAUCACCCUGACCCGUGUCGAUCCGAGCCAGGCGGAAGCGUUGAAAGCGAAGCGAGAUUCGAUUCGCAAGAUUUGCGAACCUUUGAAACCGAUCGCUCCGAACUCGGCGGACCCGAGUCCCCUGCUGCCGGGACAGUUUGUUGGCAAUCCCCUCAGCCAGGGAAUGUUUGUCGUAAACCCGAUGGCAACCACCAGCCACAACACUGGCCAGAAGAUCGGUAGUCAGCUGGCGGGGCCGUCAGUGUCCGGUCAGGAUUCUGUGAUAAUGGUCAACACGGGCAAGUUGAAUGUCAACGAAGGGCAGUUGGCGGAUGCGCUGGGCGGAGGUGAUCGUAAGAGACGCAACAAGCGGCGUAACAAAAACAAAGGCAAAGAUCAAGAGAGUUGCGCUAACGACAACGGCCAACCGACCAUCGCUGGGGCGACCCGAAAAAUGGACGGUAACAAUAUCGUGACACUGCGCAAUCCCAUGUUCCAGGGGCUGUCCACCGGUGCUGUUGGCCCAGGGCAAGGCCGCCCGGGUGGUCCCGUGGCGCCGGACGUGCAGGGAGCCCGGAUGACGCUAGGCUACGAUCAGCCGGCCACGAUCUUCAAGAAUGACAACGGUAUGUUCACGAUUCGCAAUCCGGCGCUGCACCAUGCGCUCUCCGGAGGAGCCCCACCGGAAGCGUCCGGUUUCCGGCCCUUCAAUGCUGCCUACCUGGUCGAGAACGGUAUCAUGCCACCAACCAACGUUCCCUUUGCCACCUCUGCAGCCCCGCUUGUCACGGCCGCCGUUUCAACCGGCGGCCCGAUGGCAACCGGCAACGUUCCUGCGUAUCUUCAGCAGCGCUACCCACCACCACCACCAACACUGCCCGGCGACGGGAUGAUGGUAGAGAGCGGUAUGGAGGCCACCGGCGCCGAGCCACGCAAGUGCAAAUCCGUCAUCGGGAGUGAGAUGAAAAACGCUCAGAAGCACAAGCAGCAACAGCAGCAGCAGCACCACCUCCAACAUCAACGGCCAUCGGGAACGUUAACGGUCGGAAAUUGGCAGCAUUUGAAUGGCUCGGUGGGCCCAGCAACUGGGACCGAUCUGUAUGGCUCGUCUGCCGGUACCGGUACCGCCAUUGGCAGUGAUGUUGUCGGGCAACAUCAGCGUCCCUAUUCGUCCUUUGAUCGAUACAAUCUUAACGCUGGCUACGGUGGAAUGAUGGCCGCACCGUCCGCUGGCUACUAUCAGAACAGUGUCGGAGCGGCACCAGCGGCACUCGGUUGCAGUGCGAUUGGUUCCGAACGAUCGCAGGGUCUGUAUCUGGGCGGAACGGAAACGACCACGUCGCUCAACAGCAUUCCGCACUGCUGUGAUGACGACUCGCCAAGCGCGUUCUUCAAGGGUAGCGGCCUUGGACUAGCCGGACCCGCCGCCGGGGCCAUGAACCGGUACGACGAUAUGUCUUUUCUGCAAAGCCUGCAACCGGGCCAACGGCUCAACAGCGAGGUUACCAUCCACACAAUCAAUGAGUCAAAGAUGUUGCGACAACAGGCGCAAAAUUUGAGCAACGACAUCGAAAUAACCCGAAUUACCGGUCCGAUGAAUGCGAGCAGCAGUCGGGCACCCGGCGGCGUCACGCCGACAGGAAGCGCCAUUUCGUUGCAACAAAUGAUGCAGUUCAAGCAGCAUGAGCAGCAGCUGCACCUAGCGAACCAUAGUCCCGGUUCCCGGUCGAUCGGAUCGGGCACUGGAGCUGGCGCAGCGCACAACGAUUUCAUGGACAGCCGCUCCAACGUCAGCAGUUCCGUUGGUUCGGAAAUACUGGCAUCAGCAUCGCACGAUAUGGAUGCCAAACGCUUCUUGCGCGAAUAUCAGCUGGGGCAGCUCCAACAGCAGAUGCAAGAGCUGCAAAUUCAACCAUCCACCAGCAAGCAGCAGCUGGAGCAACCGUUUUCGAGCGAAUUUGGAGAUAACAUGUUCACACCGAACCGAAUGCACAAUAUGAACGAUCUCGAUGCGGACAGCCUGGAAUCGAUGAAACGCCUCAAUUACUACUUCACGCCCGCGAACGGUGGGAAGCAAACGAUAGGUUUGGGAGGGUCAGAGUUUGUGAGCACGAGUCCCGCAUCGUCGGCAAGUCACUCGGCUAGCAGCAGCGGGGGGAAGUUAUCGAUGUCGGAAGGUUCGACCGCACUAACAACGGCCACUGUCGCCGGCGGCGGGCUCGACAGUCGAGGCGAAGACGAUACUAACACCACAGCCCACAGCUUAUCCGAGGACGGCAAUCCUGGUGGUGUGAGCAUGGUUGAGGAAUUGGAACGACCGCAGCAACCACCGAUCGGAACUCCUUCGUCGAAAAGCCUUCAACUGCAGCGUCUUCAGCAAAACGGCGGAUCCGUUUCUACCACUGCCACCAUCAUCAACUACCCGGCUACGGCUGACAGUCCGGCAUCUUCGUUAUCCCUGUUCGAUGGCAUAUCGUCGUCGCUGAGCAGUCAGGCACAUUCUUUCGACGACCUGUACAACGGUCUGCUAACGGUGUCGCCAACGACCAACGGCGGGGGUGCUAGCGGCUCGGGCAUUAGUUUGAAUGAGAAUUUGACCAUCCUACAACCCCAGCAACAGUCGAACUCCGAUCCCAUGGUGAGCGGUACUGGAAGCGUAGCUGCCUCAUCCAAUGGACCGUCGGAAACUGUGUCUUUGCACGGAGACGAAAACAUCGAGAAUUAGGCUCGGUGGAACGGCAAGUAAAUGACACCUGUCGACACCAUCAAGCCGGUACUCUCAAAGAGUAAAACCACGCAGCCCUCUUGCGAUGCUGCCUCUAGCCGCCGAAAGAUAAUGCACGCUCAGCUGCCGUUCGACGACUACGUUCGAUACCGAACAAAGAACAAACAAUUGUACAUAUAUUUGUCAAAAAAACGGAAGGAACACAAAGCUUUCAAAGACACCCGGGCAUGCGUCUGAACCAGAAGCAUUAGUUCGAGAACCUUGCGGUGUCCGUCAUGUCCGUCAUAACAUAACAGGGCGAUAACAAUAGUUACGGUCAAUGCUAGAUUGGGACAAACAUGAAU
This is a messenger RNA of Anopheles cruzii, 9887 nucleotides long. RefSeq lists its product as uncharacterized. Lineage: Eukaryota; Metazoa; Arthropoda; Insecta; Diptera; Culicidae. The transcript has 7 exons. Bases 1 to 9543 code for a protein of 3180 amino acids. The record is from RefSeq and is a predicted model, not a curated record.